Molecule: messenger RNA, 1637 nt
Organism: Anopheles bellator
Lineage: Eukaryota; Metazoa; Arthropoda; Insecta; Diptera; Culicidae
Product: pyruvate dehydrogenase E1 component subunit alpha type II, mitochondrial-like
Exons: 3
Coding region: 74-1267 (397 amino acids)
Biological process (GO): pyruvate decarboxylation to acetyl-CoA
Cellular component (GO): intracellular membrane-bounded organelle
Molecular function (GO): pyruvate dehydrogenase (acetyl-transferring) activity
Source: RefSeq, a predicted model, not a curated record
GUUUGACAGCUGUUUGCCGCAGAAAAAACAAAUCUUAUUCUGUGCGUAACCAUUUUCAUCUUCAGGCGCAAAAAUGUUCUCGAACGUAGCGAAAUCGGUCGGUCAGCGCAGUUUGUUGGGCAACUUGAAAACACUUGCGAAACAUCAACAAAAUGGAUAUGCAUCGGAAGCUACGUUCGAGACGCGGGCUUUCAAGCUACACAACCUCGAACAAGGUCCGGCCACGCAGGUGACCGUCUCCAAGGAGGACGCACUGAAGUACUACAGCCAGAUGUACAUGAUAAGACGCAUGGAGACGGCUGCCGGCAAUCUGUACAAAGAGAAGGUGAUCCGAGGUUUCUGUCACCUGUACUCCGGCCAGGAAGCGUGUGCCGUAGGCAUGCGUGCGGCGAUGCGCCCCGAGGACUCGUGCAUCACAGCCUACCGGUGCCACGGAUGGACCUAUCUUAUGGGAGUGCCGAUCCAAGGUGUGCUGUCUGAGCUGACGGGUCGUGGUAGCGGUUGUGCCCGCGGAAAGGGCGGUAGUAUGCACAUGUACGGUAAGAAUUUUUACGGAGGAAACGGCAUCGUGGGAGCACAGGUUCCGCUGGGCGUUGGCAUUGGAUUUGCGGCCAGGUACAACGGAACCCAGGGCGCGUGCAUUGCACUAUACGGCGACGGUGCCGCCAAUCAGGGCCAGCUGUUUGAGGUGUACAAUAUGGCGAAGCUGUGGAACACACCGUGCAUUUUUGUGUGUGAAAACAAUGGCUAUGGUAUGGGUACGAGCGUGGAGAGGGCCUCGGCCAACACCAAUUACUACACGCGGGGCGACUUUGUGCCCGGCAUCUGGGUGGACGGAAUGGAUGUGCUCGCCGUACGUGAAGCGACACGCUUCGCUCUGGAACACUGUUCGGCCGGGAAGGGCCCGAUCCUGAUGGAAACGGCCACCUAUCGCUACUCGGGACACUCGAUGUCCGAUCCCGGUACCAGCUACCGUUCGCGUGACGAAAUUACCGAGGUACGACAGACACGUGACCCAAUCACGUCGCUGCGUGAAAAGAUUCUCUCCACGGAACUGGCCACGCUAGAGGAGCUGAAGGAGAUUGAGGGCAAAAUUCGGGCGGAGGUCGAUACGGCAACAAAGGUGGCCAAGGCGGAUAAAGAAAUUUCGGUUGACGAACUGACGGCCGAUAUUUAUGCGAACCCACAAAACCUCACUGCUAUACGCAACACGCUGCCGCUGAACGAGCUAUCGCACAAAAGACUCGGUCCGGCGGUCAAUAUGUAGGGUGCAAGCAUUGAUGCCGAUACCAGGCUGUCUAUACAGCCCCCCCUGCGAUAGCUUCCACUAUCUCUCUCUGCAGAAGAAAGACAACAAACGAGACAAACUACCGAUGCAAUCUCACUAGCCCAGUUUAAUGACCACGAUGCGGUUAUCGGUUGUUGCAAAUUGGCAUCUGUUCCGCCUGCCCGACAUGCGUCCACCACGAACUUAUCGAACACGACGACCAGACCCUUUGCUGCGAGCUAACGAGAGAAUACUGCCCUAUCGCGCGCAACUUGUAUUUACAAUUAAAACAUCACAAACGGGUUAGAAAUGCAUUUUAAACAGAUUCAUCCAAUAAAACGGUACACUAAUAGUGACGAAGGAAAAAUGA